Molecule: messenger RNA, 2044 nt
Organism: Scophthalmus maximus (turbot)
Lineage: Eukaryota; Metazoa; Chordata; Actinopteri; Pleuronectiformes; Scophthalmidae
Gene: cxxc5b
Product: CXXC finger protein 5b
Exons: 2
Coding region: 622-1515 (297 amino acids)
Cellular component (GO): nucleus
Molecular function (GO): methyl-CpG binding; zinc ion binding
Source: RefSeq, a predicted model, not a curated record
AUCAUCAUCAUGUUCGGAAUACUAAUGUAAGGGUUUUGUUGACGUGCAUCUGUGUGCGUCUCGGCAUCAUGUUCCACCCGACGCCCCCCGUGUCCACCGAUGCGUCGGCUGCCACCGCGCGUCCCACAGUGCUCUGCGGUGACAGCUGGGCUCUUCCGGUGAGUGGACGCCGUGGGGUCGCUCUGACCACGGUCUCGGCUGCGAGAGUCCACUUCGCAUUUUGAGCGACGCCCCCAAAUUCCGUGCAGAGUGUUCGCAGACCCUCCGGGACGGAGAGGUGGAGGAGGAAUCGGCAGCUCCGCCGUCCGCGUACGCUCACGAUCACAAUCGCCAUUAGCUUCGCGACGUCCAUCGCGCCGUCGACGCGGGGGGAGCUCGGACCGUCUCUAGAAGCUCUCCAGGACUCCGAGGCUGCUGCAGAGAAUGGGAAUAGGGACACAGGCCAAGGCUUGCCAUUUUGGCUGAAGUAACAGCGAGGACGGUUGUCAACCCCGUGUCGGCGUCAAUCCCAUUCUCCCUAACCUCUCCUCCCACACACACACACACACACACACACACACACACACACACACACGGACACAGAGGAACAAGGACAGACACCCCCCACACGCAGCCACCGCUAUGUCCACCGCCGUAGACAUCGCUGGCCCUUCCUCCCCAGAUCAGGCCCACAGCAGCGCUAAAAUCCCCAAUGAGCCACUGAGACCCAGCCUUAAGCGCUCCAACCACCCCUACGGCCUCUCCCAUUACAUAUCCACCCCUUCCCAGGCCGUGGACGUCAAAGGCCUGAUCCAGCCCUCCCAGGCCCAGCAGCGGGCCGCCCAGCCUGCACACAGUAAGCCUCGCCGGGCCCCCUCCUGGCCCGACAUGUUCGAGUCACCCAGCGGGCUCCACCUGGCCCAUGCCGCAGAGCUGCUGAUGCGCGCCGGGCUCCUGGCUCUGACACCCGCCACCACAGAGCAGGCCAGCCUGGGUGUACAAAGCAGCCCGCCUGCUAAAAGGGAGGCUGCUGAGGCAAGGGGGGCAAAGGGGGACGCGGAAGGUAGUGGGUCCGGGCCUGAGGAGGAGGAAGAGGACUCCGCUGGAUGUGGCACUGACUUCCAACCCUUCCUGGGCGCCUGGUUCCCCUUCAGCCCCGCUCUGUUCCCCCUGGCAGGUUUCCAAAUGGGGGGAGGCCACUGGAGAAGUGCGGCCAUCGGAGCUGAGGGCAUUGAGGGGCUGGUGGCCGAGGGCUACUCUCCUAGUUCUCUGGGUGCGGGCAGCGGAAGCAGGAGGAAGAGGAAGAGGUGCGGGGAGUGUGUACCUUGUCGGCGUCAGACGAACUGCGAACAGUGCAGCAGCUGCCGCAAUCGCAAGAGGGGACACCAGAUCUGUAAAUACAGGAAGUGUGAGGAGCUGAAGAGGAAGCCGGGAGGCCCUGGGUUUGAGAGCAGAGUGUCUGGGUUUGACCUCAGGGGGUCCGACUUUACUUUGGGUCUGGCGCAGGAGAGAAGCAACGGAGCUUUGGAUGGAUAGUAAUUCUGGUGGUGGCAGCAUUUGUCAGAGGAUCCUGGUUGGAUGAUUGUUGAGGAGCUGCGUUUCAAUAAAAAACACACGGGACACAACGUUGUCAUGCUCGGACUGUGGUUCAAAGAUCUUCGCAUCUUGUGUUUAGUGAGGAGCGGCGGCUCUGUUUAAGAAUGUCCACACUCGUUCCCAUCCUUCCUUUUGACAAUCAGUGAAAUGGAGAGGAGAGAAAGAAGGAUACCAAUGUGUGUCAAUAUUUAGGUGACGACAAAAAUGCUGUAAAUAGCCUGUAAAUAUCUGGAAAACAUUAUGUCUUUUUUACAUCCCUUUCCAGUUUGGAUGUGUUGUGUUUCAACGUUUAAAAAAAAAAAAAGGAGCCAAAUGUUUUGUUUCUAACGGGGGAGUUUUGAUUCUGUUGUUCUGACGUCACUGCAUCAGCAAGAAAUGAAUGAGUUCAGCCUAGGCUAAAUUAUUUCAUGUGCAGCUUGUACUGUAUAGCUCUGUUUGCCCUUUUGAAAUAAAAGAAAUUGGCCAUGUG